Amoebophrya sp. A120 is the source of this 927-nucleotide messenger RNA. The record is from the annotation of a GenBank genome assembly. NCBI's taxonomy places the organism in Eukaryota, Dinophyceae, Syndiniales, Amoebophryaceae.
AUGGCGAGCGUCAAUACUUUCAACUCCCCACACCGUCUGACUUCCAAACCCGAGGACUUGGCGGAUGGCUGGUCGCCUCGCCAACUCCUACGCGCGCGGAGACAUAUCCAGACGAAGCCUGGGCGUAGCCUCGCGCCCAGGCUUCGUUCGGGUGUAGAAGGUGCGCAACACAGGGACGCCGCACGGCAGGCGGCUCCACACAAAAGCCAGAGCGCUGCUCCUGGCCUCGCCUGCAGCCCCACUCCCCUCUCCCUUUGGCUUCCCGGAAGGCCUCGGUCUUCGGCACUUUCAUUUGGCCAGUGCGGAAAACCGAGCUGGGAAUUUCCAUCAUUGCAAAAUGCAGAAAAUGGCUUACAACGACACCUUCUGAUGCCCUUUCCCGCACUUUCAGUGGAGCGGCAAAAGGAAGCACGAGAUGGAAGGCUGGCAGACCGCCGGACAGCUGCCAAAAGCUGCUGCUGCGAGUCCUCUACAUUUUGCAAAUAUGCGCACAAAUAUGGAAAUUUUCAAGGACUAAUAAUCCUAGUUCCAAUUCCAGAAAAACAAAACGAAGCCGCCAACUCUCGCAGAAGGUACUUACUAUUCGCGCUAAACCUGUACGACCGGACAACGACAUCAAAACGCAGGCAGGAAGCAUUUGGCAGAUGUUGUUGUGCACUCGCUCUAUCGAGUCCGAGUGGGUCGUGAGCAAUCUAAUCGUUGCAGGCGGUGCGACGAGAGUCAGUUUGGUACAGGACCGGGCUCGGUGUUGCUUAUCAUGCUCCAGGAGUCUGCCCGUGGUUGUACAGAAUGAAACAGCAUAGACCGGCGGCUCUCGUACCAAGAACUGCCAGGAGUUGCAGCAAAAUGCCAAAGGAAAGGGAUACGAAGAUAAAUAUCACUGGAAUAAAUCACUCUUCGAACAGGAAUGCAGUGCGAGGUGUGAUG